Penicillium daleae is the source of this 1563-nucleotide messenger RNA. RefSeq lists its product as uncharacterized. Lineage: Eukaryota; Fungi; Ascomycota; Eurotiomycetes; Eurotiales; Aspergillaceae. Gene Ontology annotation, molecular function: transmembrane transporter activity. The transcript is spliced from 2 exons. Bases 1 to 1563 code for a protein of 520 amino acids. The record is from RefSeq and is a predicted model, not a curated record. Gene Ontology annotation, cellular component: membrane. Gene Ontology annotation, biological process: transmembrane transport.
AUGGCCCCGCGGAAUCUCACUCGCUCUGCGCGCCAGCCCGAGACCAUGCAGCAUGACCGAUUAGAGACCGAGGAGCGUCCGUUGCUAUCGGAGGAGGACCAGUGCAGCGAUGACCACACGACUCGGAAGGUGAAGUCGUUUCGCGAUCCUUCGCCAGCAUGGGCCAUCCUCCUCUGGGGCAUGUUCGCCAUGAGCGGCGGCACCUUCGUCGUCCCCGAAUUCAACGCCAACCUCGCCCUAGUCUGCCACCAGCGAUACGCACCCAGCACGUCCCAACCCGGCCAGUCACUCGGAAAACUCACCCUCAUGGAAGAACUCGAGCUUUGCCUGGGCGACAAAAACGCCCAAGCAGACGUCUCCCGACUAAUCGUCUACUGCCAAUUCACAGCCGGAAUCCUCUCAGCCAUCACAGCGCCGAUCCUAGGCUCCCUCUCUGAUCGGAUAGGCCGGAAACCUAUCCUAGCACUCAGCACAACGGGCAUCCUUCUUUAUAACGCAGUCAUGCUGCUCAUCCUACGGUAUCCCGAUGCAAUCGACGUCCGCUGGAUACUCGUCGGUUACGCGAUCGAGGGAUUGGGCGGGACGUAUAUCACCGCCAUCGCGGCGUCGCAGGCUUACAUUACAGAUCUGUCCAGUCCGCGCGAGCGCGCCACGCUGUUCAGCUACAUCCAGGCAUGUACAUCGCUCGCGCAGGCGGCCGGUCCCUUGAUCGCGGGUAUCCUCAUCGCAUCGAUCAACUCCUUCGAAGGCAUAUACUGGAUAUCCUUCGCCUCGUACCUCCUCCUCACACUGCUCUUCCUAUUCGUCCUGCCCGAGUCGCGCUGGGCGCGCUCAGCCACUGACGACAGGGGAAUAAACCUUGAUACCACGCUGCGCGAAAAUCCACUGCAACAGGUAUACUCCUCGUGCAAAUCGCUUUGGGAGAGCAGUGCGAACCGCCGUGCGAAUUUGGCCAUUCUGGCCGUUAUCGAGCAGUUCGUCUUCGCCGUUAUGACGUGUCUCCCCCCGCUGCAGAUGGCGUAUUCAUCAUACCUAUUCCACUGGCACCCCACGACGCAGAGCUUCUACAUGGCACUCGUCAAUACAUGGAGUAUCCUGGUGCUCGUUGUUCUUUUCCCGGUGAUAAUGACCAUCGUGCGACGGCACAUCCGCCGAAAGCGAAAUCGAACACACUCAACUGUGUUUAACACGGGCGAACUAGGCGCUAUUCGAACCAGUCUGAUACUCCAGAUUUUGGGCUACGCGGGCGUAGCGGUAACUCGGUCCCCGGCGUGGUUUAUUUUCUCGUCGUUGAUCUUUGCGUGCGGGAAUCCGGUUACGCCGUUGUUGACGUCGAGUUUGACGGCGCAUGUGCCGAGUGAGCAUUCCGGGCAGUUGUUGGGGAUGUUGAGCUUUUUGCAUGCGAUUGGGAGGAUUACGAUUCCGACGGCGUUGAAUGCGACGUAUAGUGUGACGAUUGGUGUGUUUCCGCAGGCGCUAUUUGUGGUGUUGGCGGGGUCGGUCUCGGGGCUUUUUUUGGCGAGUUUGUGUGUUAAGCAUCAUGGGUCGGGGUCGUCGCGGUAG